Messenger RNA from Phytophthora megakarya, 1968 nucleotides. Lineage: Eukaryota; Oomycota; Peronosporomycetes; Peronosporales; Peronosporaceae. The record is from the annotation of a GenBank genome assembly.
AUGGUGGACGAGCGAGAUAUCUCGGACGUGGUCGCUGUUAGGGAAUCACGCAUCGUGAUUCAACAGGUGCAAGAUCUGAUCAACUGUAACCAGCCUAACCUGCAACGACGCUUGACCGAGUAUGGUGUCCUGGAAUAUAACCAAGCGGCAGAUUACCUCACCUUCAAGACGCUGGCGCUCGGAGAAUCAUGGACAGUAACUGAUCCGACAGAAAAGACCCACCUGGAGUGUGUCUCCUCGACGCCGACGCUGACCCAGUCCGGACCCCGUCGUCCGACACGGUUGUGGAUACCCAACCAGGCCUACUACGCACCCCUGCACACACCCGCCCGGGUCAUGACAGUCGUUCCACGGAGCCGUACUCGUGAAGACCUCGGUCGGACCAACUCGAUGGGGCCGCUGGAGUACCAACCCGAAAGUGCACCAAGACGGGGACCCCAUCUGAGGAACCUCAAGGAAUUCCUGAAAGGUGAGAUAGAGAACUUCUCCCGCGGUCAGAUACGUCGCCUAUCGAAAGAAGCCAACCUUUUCUUAUUGGAUAGUCGAGAUGUACUUUUCCGGCUGAACCAUUCUGUCCAGGGGCGACCACGGGACCGAUAUGUUACGACUGGCAGUUCCAGAGUCACUUCGCCUGGAUAUACUGCACUAUGCGCACGAGGAUUUCCAAGGUGGUCUUCAAGUUAUUACGCGUACUCACAAGAAACGGAUUUAUAUUGGUACGACAUGUAUGCGGACGUGAACGCCUUCGUCAAAGAAUGUGUGGACUGCGCCAGUGGCAAGGGGCGACCUCCCAACCAAGGGCCUUCGCCUGGGAAUAUUGAGCCCACUCGUCCAUUCGAUUGUCUCAAUGGAUUUUGUCACUCAUCUGUUGGAAUCCAUAAGUUCCCGGACUACGCCAUGUGGAAGCCGAUGAAUUCGACCACAGCCCAAGAGGUGGCCGAGGCUUACGAGGAGCGUGUCUUCCUGAGGUUCGGAGCAAGCGCUAUGAUUCGCAACGACCAAGAUCCAAAAUCCAUGAGGGAGGUGUUCAAGUGCUUGAGGGAAUUAUUGGGGAGCAGACAGCGAGCUACCCUAGGCUAUAGGCUCGAAGCGAAUGGCCAACAGGAACGAUCGGUCCGGACGGUGAUUCGUAGCGAUUGCGUGUACGUGGCAGAAGCAGACCAGUCCUACUGGGAUGAUCAUGCCGAACCUUUAAUGUUCGCCCUCAACACCUCAUUCGGCGCGACCUGCUUGGGUACGACGUUUUACUUGGUACACGGAUGGGAUGCUCAAGGAACAGUGUUAGCGAUUCUCGGGCCGAAGCCGUCAGGUGUAGUCGAACGUACCGCGUAUGAGUGUCGAAGAAAGCUUCGGCGAGACUAUAGCUAUGCACAGGCGUGUGCCGAAGACGUGCAACGAAAGGCUAAGCGAGAUCGUGCGAUCACACAGACUCGGAAGUGGAAAACACUGUCAGAGGGUAUCAAGGCAGGCUUUUCGGUCGGAGAUGCGCUCACCAAUGGCACGGUCGAAAUAACCGACGACUUCCGAGUGAGGUUGAAGGUUUCGGACACGGGGUAUAGAGUAAACCCAUGGGUGCACAUAAGUCGACUUAAGUCCCGAGCGCUAUUUCCCAAGCGACCGACUGUCCAGUUGGAAAUCAGUGAUGAAGAUGAUCUAGAUGCCGCUUUGCUACCAGAAGACAACUGGGAAAUGGACAACGCAAACGAUGAGUACGAAGUGGAAGAGAACCUGGACCUCCGUUGGUCCCAACGGAUUCGGACUUCCAAGCGACUACACGAAUACCUCAUCAAGUGGAAGGGCUACGACGAGUCAGACUGGGUGCCGUUGCCUCGGUUGAACGGUGGUACGCUGCUUUACGAAUUCAACCAAGGGGCGAAACGCAAGCGCGUCCCCGGGCCAUGUAGGCCGGAGACGACCACCCGAGACUAUAAUAGGUCUUGGGUGGUGAUGCCCGUCAAGAAUGAAUGA